Messenger RNA from Rotaria socialis, 600 nucleotides. The record is from the annotation of a GenBank genome assembly. Lineage: Eukaryota; Metazoa; Rotifera; Eurotatoria; Philodinida; Philodinidae.
AUGAUGCGUUUUGAGAGAUGUAAAGUGGAUGAUAUGUAUGGUAUUCAUAUCAAACGAAUUACAAAAAAGCAUGCCCCAACAUCUUUCCAUAGGUUAGCGUUGGAGAAGUAUCACGUUACAUCAAUACAACAAUUUGUCCUUGCGACAGAUCGCCGAAAUGCUGAAUUGUUCAUUGAACACUACGGAACAUCAUUCAAUUAUUUCAAGACACAUGAUACGUUAGAACGAGAAGGGAAAGGAAGACACAGGCUAAUGAAUGGCCCAGUUCGACGACAUCUCCAACAAAUUAUGCCACAACAGCCUAGUGAUAGAUUAUUAUCAAUUACUGAUCGAGUGGAACAACGUAAUGGCGUCACAGUUAGUCCUCGAAUACUUCAAGAAGCGCGUCUUAACGAAAACUACAAUCCAGUUCACGCAAGAGUUCACUGGCAGAUAAACGAACAGCAAGCUGCACGUCGAUUUCAGUGUUGCUAUGCAAACAGAUCAAACUACCGGCAGAAUAUAAUUUUUUCCGACGAAAAGAACUUUCAAGUGGAUGAAACUGGUACUGUUUAUGGGAUUCUUAUUGGUGGUUCUCGACCAAGAACAUUUGUAGGUUAA